AUGGCGGCGGUGGAGCUGGAGUGGGUGCCCGAGACGCUCUACAACACGGCCAUCUCGGCCGUCGUGGACAGCUACGGGCGGGCGCGGCGCCGCGACAUCCGCUCGCUGCCCGAGAACAUCCAGUUCGACGUGUACUAUAAGCUUUACCAACAGGGCCGCCUGUGCCAGCUGGGUAGUGAAUUUUGUGAACUAGAAGUUUUUGCAAAGGUGCUACGAGCUUUAGAUAAAAGACAUCUGCUCCAUCACUGUUUCCAGGCUCUGAUGGACCAUGGAGUCAAGGUUGCUUCUGUCCUGGCCUAUUCCUUCAGCAGACGGUGCUCCUACAUUGCAGAGUCAGAUGCUGCUGUGAAAGAAAAAGCAAUCCAGAUUGGCUUUGUUUUAGGGGGUUUCCUGUCAGAUGCAGGCUGGUACAGUGAUGCUGAGAAGGUUUUCCUUUCCUGCCUUCAGCUGUGCACCCUCCACGAUGAAAUCCUUCACUGGUUCCGUGCUGUGGAGUGUUGUGUGAGGUUGCUGCACGUCCGCAAUGGGAACUGCAAGUACCACCUGGGAGAGGAGACCUUCAAGCUGGCGCAGUCCUACAUGGACAAGCUGGCCAAGCACGGGCAGCAGGCCAACAAGGCGGCGCUCUACGGCGAGCUCUGCGCGCUGCUCUUCGCCAAGAGCCACUACGAUGAGGCCUAUAAGUGGUGCAUAGAAGCCAUGAAGGAGAUCACAGUUGGGCUGCCUGUGAAAGUGGUGGUGGAUGUGCUACGACAAGCGUCAAAGGCCUGCGUGGUGAAACGGGAGUUCAAGAAGGCAGAGCAGCUCAUAAAGCACGCUGUGUACCUUGCCAGGGAGCAUUUUGGAGCCAAGCACCCCAAAUACUCUGACACGCUACUAGACUACGGAUUUUACUUGCUCAACGUAGACAAUAUCUGCCAAUCUGUUGCCAUCUAUCAGACUGCGCUCGAUAUCCGGCAGUCGGUAUUUGGAGGUAAAAACAUCCACGUAGCUACAGCUCAUGAAGACUUGGCUUAUUCCUCAUAUGUUCACCAGUACAGCUCUGGGAAAUUUGACAAUGCACUAUUCCAUGCUGAACGUGCUAUUGGCAUUAUCACUCACAUUCUCCCAGAAGACCAUCUCCUCUUGGCCUCUUCAAAGAGAGUUAAAGCACUUAUCCUGGAGGAGAUUGCCAUAGACUGUCACAACAAGGAGACAGAGCAGAGGCUGCUCCAGGAGGCUCAUGACCUGCACCUCUCCUCGCUCCAGUUGGCUAAAAAAGCCUUUGGGGAGUUCAACGUGCAAACAGCCAAACACUACGGCAACCUGGGCAGACUGUAUCAGUCCAUGAGGAAGUUCAAGGAAGCAGAGGAAAUGCACAUCAAGGCCAUCCAGAUCAAGGAGCAGCUCCUAGGGCAGGAGGAUUAUGAAGUUGCCCUCUCCGUGGGCCAUCUCGCCUCCCUCUACAACUAUGACAUGAACCAGUAUGAAAAUGCUGAAAAGCUUUAUCUGAGAUCCAUAGCAAUUGGAAAGAAGCUUUUUGGUGAAGGAUACAGUGGACUUGAAUACGAUUACAGAGGUCUCAUUAAACUGUACAAUUCCAUUGGCAAUUAUGAGAAGGUGUUUGAGUACCACAACAUUUUGGCCAACUGGAACCGGUUGCGGGACCGGCAGUUCUCGGUCACGGAUGCGCUGGAGGACGUCAGCACCAGCCCCCAGUCCACGGAAGAAGUGGUCCAGUCUUUUCUGAUGUCUCAGAACCUCGAGGGACAGAGCAGCUAAGAACUUGGUCAAUUAACCAGUUAAGGUUUUUUCCCCCAGGUUACAGGGGGAAAAGUCAUACUGUGAAACCUAAACCAUGUAGUUCUCUGGGGGCUGGAAUUUGCGUUGAAACACUGGUCCAGUCUACUGAAGAGUGCCCAUACGGAUGAAUGUGUGUUAAAUUCCUCUCAGCAUGUGUAUGGCAUGUUUAGUUCGGCUCACAUUUUUAACUUGGUAUUCCCAAAAAACCCCCUUCUUUCUCUCUUCUUUCAAAAGAAGCUACUUUGCAGAAAGUCUGCAAGAAAACAUUAAAUAAAACUGUUUGAGUUCAAAAGAGUUGCAUUCUUAUUAUGGAUGGAAGGUUUCAUCGAGAGCUUUCUGCCGAUUCACAGAGAGAACAAAAGCUGUACUCUGAGGAGCUGUAGGAGAAAGGUCUUGCUGCUGUAUCAUUGUAGCAAAGUUUAUGGUAAAUAGCCAGCAAAGGGAGGAUGUGCUGGCCUUGGCUGCUGCCUUACCAAGAGAAGUGGCAAAGACCCACUCUGGAGAGCACCAUCUGCUCAUUGAGUGCCACCUGUGCUGUUGUGGAUGCCCUGAACUGGACCAGUACAGAUCCCACAGACCAGCAAGCACAGUGUCCUCAGUGCCACCACCAGUGCUCCCCUGAGCAGGACCAGGACACCACGGUGGACCAGCCUGCUAGAAACCGGUUUUGGACCAGUGGCUUUAAUUUAAUAUUUCUGCCCCUGCAUUCACUUUGACAGUAGAACUCUCUCAUUUAGGUGUCUGAUCAGUGCAAACGAUAUCCAUGUGAUAGAUCCAGAGCUAGGAAGUGAAUUGAUGGUUUGUCUGUACCCAGUGAGCUUCUGCAGAGAUUCCUGGCAGUGCCACAGCUCCACCCGCUCCACUCUGCUGCAGCCACUCCUCCUUCCCUCUCCCGUGGGCUCUUUCUUGCUAACAGAGGCCAUACCGUGUCCAUACCAGUGAAGAGUUUUGUAUUCCAGUCCAGUUCCAUUUUCUGUUUCUGGAGAACACAACUUACUGUACAGGUCGCAAGGGUCAGUGAAAAAUGCCAAAAAGCACAACAGGUCUUUCUUUUUUGUGAUGCUUCAUUUCUACAUUAAAUAAGAGUACAACCAGAAACCGAUUCCUUACGUUAAUUUACGAAGCAGAGCUCAGCUGGACAGACCCUCUGAGAAUGCCUCUCUCACUUGUCUUAAUUCUUCUGUUGGGGCCGUGUGCUUCUGUGGGUUCGGGUGUUGCUUUGGGCUUUGUUUUAUUUCCUGCUGUUGGGUAAGAUUUGCAAGUCUGUGUGACACAAACCAGAACUGACUCGCUGCUGUUACCUCAGCUGUGCCCUGGAUCUGGGGUUCUGUGGGUUCUGUCACUUUGGGGGUUUCUCUCCUCCUCUUUUCAGGGUUUGUACCUUGGCCAGGGCUCGGCCGGCUAUUCCCAAGGGCCUGGGGCUGGAUGUUCUUGAGGUCUGGUUUUCUCUUGGUUUAUGGGCUUUGUGGCAGGGAAAGCUGCUGGAUGAUCUUCAGGGAAGAAAGAAAUAGAGGUUUUGGACAUGACUUGGAGCUUAAUGGCUCUUCUAAGAAGUGAAAUUUUACAGACCAAUAGUUCAUAUUCUGGUGCCUUCAAGUGUUUUAUUUUUGGGGGGAAAGGCUGGGUAAUAUCAACUUUAAAAUGCAAUGACAUAAUUAGUGAAUGCAGAUUAAUGAUUGCAUACUUAGAAUAUCUUCACUGAGGUGAAAAGAAGUAUUUGCAUAAAACCCCCUGUGGUAUUAGGACUUAACUGCAGUGUGUCUGCAACAGCUGCUCAGUGAAAAUCCAACUUCGUUAUGUGUGGAUUUAAAAUGUGAUUUAUUUAUAGCAGUUUUUGUUUAUGACUGUGUAGGAGCUACAGACAAAUUCAGCUAUACAAGGCAAAACCUUCACCCUGAAUGCCCACGGCACUGACAAGUUAUAAAGUUCUUAUGAGUUCUUAAAUCCUUUUAAAAGGUAUUUAAAGUUAAACAAAGUGUGUAACACUGUCAGGAUGUGGGCAGGAAUGUGGCUUAAAGCUGUCCUAAAGAACCUGAGUGAUUCUGUACUGCAGAAGUGCUGGGGCUCCCAGCUGGGUCCAGGGGUUUACACUGACCUGGGCUGGAGCUCCUUUACCCACUCUGUGUUCCCAGUCCUGGGGUCUCCAGCUUUUGGCUGAGGAGCCCCAAGGUGUGUUUGGGGUGGGGAGCAUUGUUAGACUGACACCUGGCACUGGCCUGCCUGAGGCACUGCUCCUCUUCCAGCCCUUGUGUCCCUGGUUGUGCUUUGCCUUCAGGGCAGGGCAGCUCCUGGUGUGGGCAGCCUGCGCAGGAGCUGUGCCUGCCCUUGGUUUGUUGGUGGCCCCGGUCCCAGCUCUGGUGGCUGUUUUGUGUCCUUCCCCAGUGCUGGCAGGAAGGGAAGGAAGCUCCUAAAGCUCCCUGGGAGCCCCUUUGGCAGAGCACUUGCCCAGGGGCUGUUGUGGUGAUGCCUGAGGGCUCCAGGGGCUCCUCCUGUGCCUGCAGGGAGUCCUGCCUGGGGCUGAGCUGCCCUGCAGCUCCAGGGCAGGUCCCUUCUGCAGCAGCGUGGCUGUGGCUGAUUGCUGACACUGCUGGGGCACAGGGGUUGGCAGGAUGAUGCUGCAGCUGCCUGGUGGGGACAGCUCUGUUCCCCUGCUCAGGACCUGCAUUUGUGGCUGGGACAGCACAGGAGUGACCCCGUGGGGGUUUGGUUCUGUGUUGGCACCUGGAGCCUGUCUGGGAUGCUGUGCUGCUGCUGGUUCUGCUGCUCUCUCUGCUCUGUUUGUUUGGUGCUGGUGAGGAGUGGGAAGCUGCUGGGAUGGCGCCAGAGGCAGGUAAAGGAUUCCUUGGGGUGGAUCUUGCAGCGUGAGCCCCACUGUGCCCUGGCAGAGCUGCAGGCAGGGCCUGCAGUGCCCUCUGUUCCCUGGGGGUUUUCCUGCACCCCGUGGCUCCUCUCUCCCCUCCUGCCAUAGCCCAGGGCAGGUUUUCCAUCCCAGCUGGGUCAGUACCAGGGUGGGGGCCUGGCAGGUGGAAGAUCCAUCCAGGAAGGAAUGGUUGGCAUUUCCAGACACAAAGGUGCCCACGCAGGGGCUGUGUGCUGCUGGCAGUGAAAGGGCAGAGCUGGGAGUGGGAAUCCUGUGAAAUGCAUCCUUUCCUUGAAGGUGAGUAAAGGAAUCACCCCAGAGUCCCUGGGGAGCGGUGAGCACGGGUGUUACCUUAAGUAAAUUAUUUUCACUGUUGAUGAAGUUAAACCCUCAAUGUUUGACUUUGUGUGAGGUUGUUCGGGUCAGUGAGGGGGGAGUUUGCUCGAGGUGCCAUUGCUGCUUCUCGUGGUACAAAAUGCACAUUGAAGUUGGUUCCCUUUUCAGUCCUGGGUGAGGGAGAGCACAGGAGGGAAAACUGACCGUGCCUCAAAGGGGGGGAGCUGUUGGCCAGGCCUCCCUCGGGUGAUGUGGAUGGGCUGGACUCGGGCAGGGCAGGGCUGCUGGUACCAACCUUUCAGCAGAUCCUUCCUUCUGCUGCCUGUGCAGAACCUGAUUUUAUCUGCAAGUCCUUGUUCCCUUAUCAGAUAAUUCCUGGCCAGUGUCAGUUCAAAGCUGCCUCUGCGUUGUGGGGGGUGUUUGACACUCCUGGCCUGGGGCCCUUGAGCCACUGGGCCCUGGGAGGGCUUUGGGGAGAAGUGGGGAAAAUUUCCUUUAGAAAUAAACUCCAAUAGCUACAGAGAAUUGGCAGCACUGGGAAUGCUGUUGUCCCUAAAUCUCAGGAACGUUUUGGGCAGUGACACAGGUGUCCCUGGGUGUGUGAAGUGUGUGCUCUAGGGUCUCGUAUUCCACUACUCCUUGCAAUCCUCGGUAUCUAUAGCAUGAGUGGCCUUAGUGAGUUUGUUGAAGUGCACAUUUUUUUUUUUUCUUUUCAAAAGUAAAUUUUAAGAUGAAAAAGAUAUAUACUAUAUAAAUAUAUAGAGCUAUUUAGAAACUUGGUUUGUGGUGCACAAGUUCAGUGUUGGAUCGCUAAAUACUCGUCGCAGGUACCAUAUGUGUAACUUUUCUUUUCUGUAUAUUCCUUUCUGGGAAGCAAUGUUGCCAUGGUAACUACAACUUUACAAUUUCUUUACUACUUAAUGAUGUGAAUGAAUUCUACAUUUUAUUGAAUAUUACCAGGUUCAGUACUAUUUUUAUACUUUAUUGAACUACAGGGGAUUUUAAUUUAAUAGCAUUAAAAAAAAAAGAAAAGAGAAAAAGAUGUUGCUUGAACUGUAUAACUGUAUAAAUUGAACUAAUUACACAAACCCACCUCUAAACCAGAAUCUCCACCUGUAGUGCCACGUUCAUUUAUAUAAAAGUAUCUUGCUCAUUACCAGACCCUGCAGCCCCUCCCUGUGUGUCAGGAUGAAGGUCCCCCCCCACCUCUCCUGCCAUCCUCUGUGCCCACAGAGCCAUCCUAUGUUUGUAACCAGCAUUGUGAUAUUCUGUAACUUCUGUAUUGCUCAGAUGAAAUAUUGACCUAAUAAAUGGAGUGUUCCCGCA
Agelaius phoeniceus (red-winged blackbird) is the source of this 6304-nucleotide messenger RNA. RefSeq names its product amyloid beta precursor protein binding protein 2 (gene APPBP2). Gene Ontology annotation, cellular component: Cul2-RING ubiquitin ligase complex. NCBI's taxonomy places the organism in Eukaryota, Metazoa, Chordata, Aves, Passeriformes, Icteridae. Gene Ontology annotation, biological process: proteasome-mediated ubiquitin-dependent protein catabolic process; intracellular protein transport. The record is from RefSeq and is a predicted model, not a curated record. Gene Ontology annotation, molecular function: ubiquitin-like ligase-substrate adaptor activity; protein binding.